Molecule: messenger RNA, 1086 nt
Organism: Haliotis rubra (blacklip abalone)
Lineage: Eukaryota; Metazoa; Mollusca; Gastropoda; Lepetellida; Haliotidae
Product: peptidyl-tRNA hydrolase ICT1, mitochondrial-like
Exons: 6
Coding region: 244-885 (213 amino acids)
Biological process (GO): mitochondrial translational termination
Cellular component (GO): mitochondrial large ribosomal subunit
Molecular function (GO): translation release factor activity
Source: RefSeq, a predicted model, not a curated record
AUAACACGAUUUGGUCACGAAUGUACUCGCCUACUUGCCGGAAUGACACGAGUAGUUACGAAUACAAUCUUUGAGUGAGCGACUCUACACAAAGAUUAAUGCGUUGUAUGCCCGCGCAAAGCAACAAUCAUGGAGCCAGUUGUGAAAAUCGUCACUACUAUCUCUGAUCUCCGUUCCAAAAACCCGGGGUCUGCUGCGCUACACUUCCAUGGGAGAUAACUCAUCAUAUUUGAGAUCCGGUUUAUGAUAAACAUGCUUCGACGAAGUUUGACGUGCAUUUGUCGAUAUUCUGGUCGACUGAUGUCGCCCACUACAUUACAUGUAACAAGAACACUGACAUCGGGCUAUAGAAGUCAAUAUAGCAUUGACAAGAUAUACCCAAAUAGCGAUCAAGAUUAUUUUGGCUCAACAGCAUUCACGCAAUCAAGUUCAGUUCUACCGGAUGGGAAAGAGCUGUUUUCAGGAUAUAUUCCAAUAAAUAAACUUGACAUCAAGUAUUCUAGGGGAAGUGGCCCAGGAGGUCAGAACGUCAACAAAGUGAACACCAAGGUUGAGGUUCGGUUCCAUGUGGAGAGUGCUGACUGGAUACCUCAGUGGAUCAGAGAGAGACUCCUGGAGAAGGAGGCUGGUAGGAUCACCAAGGGAGGCUAUCUGGUCGUGACCUCGGAUGCUACAAGGAAACAGAUGUUGAACCAGGCGGAUUGCAUGGAGAAAAUACGUACAGUCAUCUUCGGGGCAGGUGAACUUCCUCGUGAGCUCACAGAGCAGGAGAAGACUGUGAGAGACAGGAGGAUGGCUAAGGCAAAGCAGGCAAUGCUGAAGGAGAAAAGACACCACUCUCUCAAGAAACAACAUCGCCAGACUCCAAAUGUUGGUGGUUCCUGACAACAGAAGACUUGAGCAUCAUAGUGUGUGUGUGAGAGAGAGUGUAGUCCAUCGUGUGAUGGAGAUGAUGAACAAGUGAUUAUUGACCACCUGAAGGAGUUUUGAUUCUGUCAUUCAGACUUUGUGUACCAUCAGAUGUAUGGAUCUGUGUCAUGAUGACUCAAUCCGAUUGUAGCCCUAUUAAUUAAACAAAUACAUGUA